AUGGACAGGUUUGGUGGUGAGAACUUCACCAUUCUGGGAUUCUCAUGCAAUCAGUUUGGACUACAGGCACCUGAGGAGAAUCACGAGACUCUGGACGUCCUGCGGUGUGUCAGACCUGGCGGCGGUUUCAUCCCAAAGUUCCCCAUGUUCAGUAAAAUCGAGGUUAAUGGGCUGAAUGAGGAACCACUAUACUCCUUCCUGAAGGAGUCUCUGCCUUCCAUGAACCCUAUCAUUGGAGACAUCAAGAGACUCUACUGGUCUCCGAUUAAAGUCAAUGACAUCCGCUGGAACUUUGAGAAGUUUCUUGUCACUGCAGAUGGGUUGCCAUACAGACGCUAUGACCCCAAUCACCCUUUUGAAGAGAUGGAGAGAGACGUAGCUGCGCUCCUGUAA
Neoarius graeffei (lesser salmon catfish) is the source of this 393-nucleotide messenger RNA. It is a transcript of the gene gpx9, whose product is annotated as glutathione peroxidase 9. Gene Ontology annotation, biological process: response to oxidative stress. The coding region runs from base 1 to 393 and encodes 130 amino acids. The transcript has 4 exons. The record is from RefSeq and is a predicted model, not a curated record. Gene Ontology annotation, molecular function: glutathione peroxidase activity. NCBI's taxonomy places the organism in Eukaryota, Metazoa, Chordata, Actinopteri, Siluriformes, Ariidae.